AGUCGCAAACUGCGACAAGUACCUAAUACUACGCCCAAGUGGGCGUACUCGAGCCAGCCUCGAACAAUGUGUAACGUUGGGGUGCCACAUGCUCAAAUAAGAAUGACACUGGGAUCACAUAUCAUCUGUCGGUGUGUUACUCUUCUUCUAUUCGUGGCUCUCACCAUUUUAUACGCUGCCUACUCCGCCAACAUAGUGGUGCUUCUCCGUGCUCCCAGCUCCUCAGUAAGAUCUCUGCCGGACCUACUAAACUCACCUUUGAAACUUGGUGCAAGCGACUUUGAGUACAACAGGUAUUUCUUCAAGAAACUGAAUGAUCCAAUUAGGAAAUCCAUUUACGACAAGAAAAUCGCCCCCAAAGGAAAGAAGCCGCACUUUUAUACAAUGAAGGAAGGGGUCGAGAAAAUUCGAAAGGGUCUGUUUGCGUUCCACAUGGAACUGAACCCAGGGUAUAGGCUUAUCCAGGAAACCUACCAAGAAGAAGAGAAGUGUGAUCUGGUUGAGAUAGACUACAUCAACGAGAUAGAUCCCUGGGUUCCUGGGCAGAAGCGAUCCCCAUACAAUGACCUGUUCAAAAUUAACUUCAUCAAGAUCCGUGAGAGUGGUGUCCAAUCGUGCGUCCACCAUCGUCUACAUGUACCUAAGCCACACUGCUCCGGGAGUAUCUCUGCGUUCAGCAGCGUGGGCAUCACUGAUAUGUACCCCGCCAUCAUAGCCACCCUCUACGGAAUGCUGCUGGCACCAGCUGUGCUCGUCCUCGAGAUUAUGUAUAAGAAAGUAAUGGAUGGGAGGCGAAAGAAAAAGCUUAUGCGACACAGUAGCCGCUUUUAAAUGAUUUAUAAAAUAUAGACAUACCUAUACUAUAGAAGUAAAAUGGAAAACUUGUUGCAUUCUAUUAUAUUAUUCCUACUGUGGCUUCUGUGGAAUGUAGCUAGCUCUUUACAUUAAAAUAUUACAUAUAUUGCUACUUAUUCAACACGAGAAAGACCAUAAUUAUGACCACACCACUGCCUUAAGACUCCAAUAAAAGAUCCUAAUAGGCGCAUUAAAACCUAGAUGGCAAUAGCCCUCGAUUAAGUGUUUGCCGACAUAAAAAUACAUGGGAAAAAGGAAGUCGGCACAUCACCCGAGAAGAGUAUUAAUAAAUCCAGACCCAGCGUGGGUAAUAACUAAAAGUAAACUAAUA
Messenger RNA from Leptidea sinapis, 1186 nucleotides. RefSeq lists its product as uncharacterized. The transcript has 6 exons. The record is from RefSeq and is a predicted model, not a curated record. The coding region runs from base 67 to 831 and encodes 254 amino acids. Lineage: Eukaryota; Metazoa; Arthropoda; Insecta; Lepidoptera; Pieridae.